GGACUAUUUAACUGUUUGCUUACUCAUUUACUCUCUGUCAGAGUAACAAGCUGAUUCUUCUUCAACCGUCACCACUUUCUCUUCUUCCUCUCUUCCUCCUUCUUCUCUUACAAGAAUUAUGCCUAUUGGAAAGAGAUGUGUGUCCCUCAAAUAUAAUAACACCAGAGUUUGCUCCUCCUCCUCCUCUUUAUUGUUUUUGGGCAUUUUCUGGCUUUUCCAAUAUCAAUGGGUAAUCCAAUUAGAAGUCACUUGAAUUCAGAACAAAUGGAAGUGCUGGGAUAGCGAGUACAUCUGGUUUAACCGUGAGGUGGUGGGGUUUUAUUAAAUGUUUUCCCUUUCAUGCCAUUCAGUGCUGCUGCAAUUCCUUUGUCAAAUUGUUUAAGGAAUGCAUCAAACAAAGGGAUCUAUUAUUUGUGUUCAGGUUACAGGAAUCUUCACAUUGUAUACAUGGGAUCACUCCCAAAGAAUAAUUAUUCUCCAACAUCUCACCAUCUUAGUAUGCUGCAACAAAUUACUAAUGAUAACGAUGCAACAAAUCACAUGGUUAGAAGUUAUUAUAAGAGCUUUAAUGGUUUUGCUGCAAUGAUCACUAACCAAGAAAGAGAGAAGCUGAAAAAGAUGGAAGGAGUGAUUUCUGUUUUUCCAAGCAAAUCACUCAAACCACAAACUACAAGGUCUUGGGACUUCAUGGGGUUCAAAGAAUCGAUACAGAGAAACAAAACCGUUGAGAGUGAUGUUAUAAUCGGAGUUAUAGACACCGGAAUCUGGCCGGAGUCAGAGAGCUUCAAUGAUCAUGGUUUCGGUCCAAUUCCCAAAAAGUGGAAAGGCGCAUGCAAAGGUGGUGAAAACUUCAGAUGCAACAAUAAAAUAAUCGGUGCAAGAUACUAUCUAAAAGAUCAAACUUCAGCAAGAGACUUUGUUGGGCAUGGAACUCACACAGCAUCAAUUGCAGCAGGGAAUAAAGUUGUGGGAGCAAGCUUCAAUGGAAUCGCUGAAGGAGUUGCAAGAGGAGGUGUCCCAUCAGCAAGAAUUGCUGCUUAUAGUGUGUGUAAUAAUGAAGAACAAGGGUGCAGACCUGAUGCCAUAUUGGCUGCUUUUGAUGAUGCCAUUGCCGAUGGUGUGGAUCUUAUCACAAUUUCAAUUGGGCAAACUGAGCAAGUGACCUUUGAUAAAGACACCAUAGCAAUUGGAUCGUUUCAUGCAAUGAAAAAAGGGAUCCUCACUAUAAACUCUGCAGGUAACGAUGGUCCUAACACUGCAACAUUUAGUGUAUCACCUUGGUUAUUCACUGUUGCAGCUACCACUAUGGACCGCGUUUUGCUUGGCAAUGGAUUAAUGCCUUUGGGGAAGUCGAUAAAUGGGUUUGCAUCAAAUAGUGCUGAAAUACUGAGUAGUGCAGGCUUCAUAAACAAUAGUGCUCCAAUUGUUGCUGAAUUCUCUUCUGUAGGACCUAAUAUGCAAAUCAGAGAAAUCAUGAAGCCAGAUAUUAGUGCUCCUGGUGUAGACAUUUUGGCUGCUUACUCACCUCUUGCACCACCUUCUCCUGAUAAAAGAGAUAAAAGAUCUGUGAAAUACAACAUACGCUCUGGAACCUCAAUGGCAUGCCCCCAUGUUGCUGGUGCAGCUGCAUAUGUUAAGACUUUUCAUCCUGAUUGGUCUCCGGCAGUUAUAAAGUCUUCUCUUAUGACCACUGCAAAACCAAUGAAUGGAAGUCAACUCGCAGAAUUCUCCUAUGGAUCAGGGUUUUUGGACCCAGUUAGAGCCAUAAAUCCUGGUCUAGUUUUUGAUGCUUCCAAAAAGGACUAUGUGAAAUUGCUUUGCAGAAUUGGGUAUGAUACAAUGGAAGUUCGAAAAAUCUCAGGAGACAAAAGUGUUUGCCCUUCAUCAUCGUCUCAUCAUCAUCUACCAAUGACAAAAGAUUUUAAUUAUCCUGCAAUUGCGGCUGAGAUUGAACCAAAUAAACCAUUUAGGAUUAAUUUCACAAGAACAGUUACAAAUGUUGGAUUCGCCAACUCUACCUAUAAGGUUUACAUCCAACAACCUUCUGGCAUCAACAUCACUGUUGUGCCUAACAUACUCGAGUUUAAAUCUCUCAAGGAGAAACAAUCUUUUGUUGUUCAUGUUGUUGGAGGGAAAUUUAGUGACUACAGUGUAGUUUCAUCGUCACUGUUGUGGAGCGAUGGAACACAUACUGUAAGGUGUCCAAUUAUUUUACGUGUUAUAAAAGGAAAAUGCUACUUUUACAACAAAAUUUAG
This is a messenger RNA of Arachis stenosperma, 2256 nucleotides long. RefSeq names its product subtilisin-like protease SBT4.8. The transcript is spliced from 4 exons. Bases 340 to 2256 code for a protein of 638 amino acids. Gene Ontology annotation, molecular function: serine-type endopeptidase activity. NCBI's taxonomy places the organism in Eukaryota, Viridiplantae, Streptophyta, Magnoliopsida, Fabales, Fabaceae. The record is from RefSeq and is a predicted model, not a curated record. Gene Ontology annotation, biological process: proteolysis.